AGGAUCUCGCCGUGGCCGCUGCCCCCCGACGGGAGCCGUGCGGCGGCCGGGCGAGGCUCGCCGGAUACCGGCCGGGAUGGAGCCGCCGCCUCCCGCAGCCCCGCCGCCCGCCUGAGCCCCGCGGCCGUCCGGCGGGACCCCCGGUCCGGGGGGGAUGGCGCUCAGCUCCCGGGCUCACGCCUUCUCGGUGGAAGCCUUGGUGGGACGCUCGGCCAAGAGGAAGGUGCCGGAUGGUCGCGACGAGGAGCCCGGGGCCGGCCGCCGGCAGAGCCGCAGAGCCCCGGAGGCGGAGAAGCGGCCCAAGGCCGGUGCCGAGAGCCGGGAGGCGGGCGCUGGGGUGCAGGUGGAGCUGCAGGGCUCCGAGCUCUGGCGGAGGUUCCAUGAGAUCGGCACCGAGAUGAUCAUCACCAAGGCCGGCAGGAGGAUGUUCCCCUCGGUCAGGGUGAAGGUGAAGGGGCUAGAGCCGCUCAGGCAGUACUAUAUCGCCAUCGACGUCGUCCCGGUGGACUCCAAAAGAUACAGGUACGUCUAUCACAGCUCGCAGUGGAUGGUGGCAGGGAACACGGACCACUCCUGCAUCACCCCGCGGCUCUACAUCCACCCCGACUCCCCCUGCUCAGGGGAGACUUGGAUGAGGCAGAUCAUCAGCUUCGACCGGGUGAAGCUCACCAACAACGAGAUGGACGACAAGGGGCAUAUCAUCCUGCAGUCCAUGCACAAAUACAAGCCCCGAGUCCACGUUAUCGCCCAGGAUUCGCGCUUCGACCUGGCGCAGAUCCAGUCUCUGCCGGCCGAGGGGGUGCAGACCUUCUCCUUCCAGGAGACCGAGUUCACCACCGUGACGGCCUACCAGAACCAGCAGAUCACGAAGCUGAAGAUCGACAGGAAUCCCUUCGCCAAAGGUUUUCGGGACCCCGGCAGGAACAGGGGUGUCCUGGAUGGGCUUCUGGAGACCUACCCGUGGCGGUCCCCCCUCGCCCUGGACUUAAAGGCUUUCGGCGCCGACAGCCAGGGUGGGAGCUCCAGCUCUUCGCCGGUGGCCUCCAGUGGUGGGACGCCCUCUCCUCUCAACCCCCUGCUCUCUCCAUCAUGUUCUCCUCCUGCCUUUCACUUGUCAGCAAGCAACAUUGGCAUGCCAUGCCCCGAGACCUAUCUACACAACCUCAACAUGCCCCUCUACUACAAGAUUUGUCCUACAAGCUUCUUAAGACAACAGUCUCUCAUCUUCCCAAGCCAUGAAAAACUGGGAGGCACCAACCCACAUCUUUUACCUCACUUCAUGGUGGAUGUGCCAAAACUAUCUUCCCUCGGCAUAACCAAUCUGAAAAAUGCUAAGGCUGAAGACUUAAACGGGCAAUGUCUACAAGUGCCCAGUUCUGCUAGUCAAAUGCUGUAUGGAUUACAUGCAUCUGGAAACAUUUUCCCAUCAAGUCCCAUUGCUCGGGAAGCACUUAAUUGUUCUUUACAUCCUCCAUAUGGCUUGUAUGGUUACAACUUCUCUGUGCCAUCUAGACUGAUGAAUACAGCAAGCCAUUUCAAAGUGAGUGACAGCAUUCCAGCUUCUUUGAGAGAUGGCAGAUGUAAUCACUCUAACUGGCACCCAACAAUUAACCAUUGCCUUUAG
Strigops habroptila (Kakapo) is the source of this 1624-nucleotide messenger RNA. RefSeq names its product T-box transcription factor 22 (gene TBX22). Gene Ontology annotation, molecular function: RNA polymerase II cis-regulatory region sequence-specific DNA binding; DNA-binding transcription factor activity, RNA polymerase II-specific. The transcript is spliced from 8 exons. The record is from RefSeq and is a predicted model, not a curated record. Lineage: Eukaryota; Metazoa; Chordata; Aves; Psittaciformes; Psittacidae. Gene Ontology annotation, cellular component: nucleus. The coding region runs from base 155 to 1624 and encodes 489 amino acids. Gene Ontology annotation, biological process: cell fate specification; positive regulation of DNA-templated transcription; regulation of transcription by RNA polymerase II.